GUGAUACCUCCUUUUUAAACGCUUCUUUUAAAUUUAUUAAAGAAUUGAUAUCUAGAAUGUAGAUCCAGAAUAACUAACUAAUUAUAGUAUAACGAACACCAAUCCGAUCUCUGCGCCUUUUUCACUUUCCCGAGAAAAACAAGUUUUCUGUCGAACUCCAUUAUGGAGGAUACUCAUUCUGAGGCGAGCUUCUUAAAGGAAUUCACCAUACCUACGUACAUAUUAGAACCUGAAUCAAAGACCGUAGAAGUUCAUGAUUUUCCUACGUGUCCGGUUUUGGUGUUUAUAAACUCCAGAAGCGGUGGCCAGCUUGGAGGAGAUCUUAUCGUAACUUAUCGUGAACUUCUUAAUAAAAAUCAGGUUUUUGAUGUCGAAGAAGAGAAGCCGGAUACAGCUCUACGGAAAAUCUAUCUUAAUUUAGAGAAGCUCAAAGCUAAGGGAGAUCAAUAUGCCGCACAAAUUGAGGAGAAAUUGAGAAUAAUUGUUGCUGGUGGUGAUGGAACAGCUGGCUGGCUUCUAGGAGUUGUUUGUGAUCUCAAAUUACCGCAUCCACCGCCAGUUGCCACAGUGCCUCUUGGAACAGGAAAUAAUCUUCCCUUCGCAUUUGGUUGGGGAAAGAAGAAUCCAGGGACUGAUCGUCACUCUGUUAUACAAUUUUUGAACCAAGUAAUAAAAGCAAAGGAAAUGAAAAUAGAUAAUUGGCAUAUUCUUAUGAGGAUGAAGACUCCUAAAGAAGGUUCUAAUUGUGAUCCUAUUGCACCUCUUGAGCUACCACAUUCUUUACAUGCCUUUCAUCGUGUUUCAGCGACAGACAAGUUGAACGAGGAUGGGUACCGUACAUUUCGUGGGGGGUUCUGGAAUUACUUCAGUAUGGGGAUGGAUGCUCAAGUAUCAUAUGCAUUUCAUUCUGAACGAAAGUUGCAUCCUGAAAAAUUUAACAACCAAUUGGUUAAUCAGAGUACUUAUGCGAAGCUUGGCUGCACGCAAGGAUGGUUUUGUGCUUCUCUCUUCCAUCCUUCAUCUCAAAACAUAGCUCAGUUUGCAAAGGUGAAGAUUAUGAAAAGACAUGGGCAAGGGCAAUGGCAAGAUCUCGAGAUAACUAGCAGUAUCAGGUCAAUUGUAUGUCUUAACUUGCCCAGUUUUUCUGGUGGACUGAAUCCGUGGGGGACACCAAACAGCAAUAGGACACGUGAUAAAGACUUCACUCCACCAUAUGUCGAUGAUGGCCUACUAGAAGUGGUUGGUUUCAGAGAUGCUUGGCAUGGACUUGUUCUACUUGCUCCAAAGGGACAUGGAACCCGUCUUGCACAGGCACAUCGAAUUCGCUUUGAGUUUCACAAAGGUGCAGCUGAUCAUACAUUCAUGAGGAUUGAUGGAGAACCCUGGAAGCAACCACUGUCAGCCGAUGAUGAUACUGUUGUGGUUGAAAUCUCUCAUCUUGGUCAAGUGAACAUGCUUGCUACCCAUGACUGUCGAUCUAGAAGUGUGCAUGAUCCCUCAUCAAUUAACCAUCAUGACGAUGAUGGAAGUUUUAGUGAUGAAGAUGACUCUGUCAAGGAUGGGGAAGAGUGGAGGAAAUUCGGAGCGGCAGACACAUUCAAGAUCCCAGAUGAGGUUGAUAUUUCUCAUCUAAGUUAAGUCCUUUAAUAUGUCAUUUACUUUGAAUCAUUAUUUCAUUUUCUUAACAAGGAUAUCCAUUAAUGAUUUUUAUUUGAAGCUGAAGGAAAGGGUCAUCUUAAUUGUUGUGAUUGUCGAGUAUUAUUUGAUUAUAAAUGGUGUAAACUUAAUUCUCAUAUAUGAUUCAUUACAGGAGGGAUAGAA
This is a messenger RNA of Mangifera indica (mango), 1821 nucleotides long. RefSeq names its product diacylglycerol kinase 5-like. NCBI's taxonomy places the organism in Eukaryota, Viridiplantae, Streptophyta, Magnoliopsida, Sapindales, Anacardiaceae. Gene Ontology annotation, molecular function: ATP-dependent diacylglycerol kinase activity. The transcript is spliced from 13 exons. Bases 163 to 1638 code for a protein of 491 amino acids. The record is from RefSeq and is a predicted model, not a curated record.